UUUGCCGUUCGCCCGCGGCUGAUUUUAAUAGAUUUUAAUUUUUUCAUAAAUUCCUAAUUUAAAUUACAUAUUUACACAGAAUGCUACCCACAGGUUCAAGUUUUUCAGUUCUCAAACAUAUUUCAAAGAUAUCAAAAUGCUUUGCAGCUCCCAGUGUCCGACAGGUUGCUCACAAAUUCGCGUUACAACACGGCAAUUUCGACUCGAACUAUUUAACGAAUCCGGCCAACCGGGAAGAAAUUCGCUUGAACAUUCAGCACCGGAAAGGCAUCGGGGACAUUGAUCGGGUUCAUGAUUUGCACGAGAGAUUGAAUGGUUGUAACGAUGCGCGAGAGCGUGAUCGUAUUGGCCGGGAACUGGAGCAGGAGUUGAGAAAGAUUCCCAAUCGGACCCACCCGGACGUGCUCCAUUAUGGUCAGGAGCCAAAAGUGGUUGCGAUGUAUGGUGAAAAGCCUAGGCCGAAGACUGGCGGAAAGGUGUUUGAAUUUUUCGACAUAGCUAAGAAGAUGAAUAUAUUCCGGAUGGAAAAGUUGGGAAAUUUCAACGGUCACAAGUCCUACUAUCUGAUGGGUGAUCUAGCUGAGUUGGAACAAGCGCUUAUUCAAUACGCCCUCUCAAAACUGUUUGCUAAAAAUUUUAAUCUUGUAACGGUUCCCGACAUUCUUCCUGCACGUGUUAUCGAAAGUUGCGGUAUGAACACCAGCGGAGAACGCAAUCAGGUGUAUAAAUUAAACAACACACAGGAUAAUCUGUGUCUAUCGGGAACCUCGGAAAUGGCACUGGCUGGUUACUUUGCCGGGACUGUAACUGACGAAAGCCGAAUGCCACUGAAACUCACAGCCGUUAGCAGAUGCUUUCGAGCCGAGACGUCAGGACUGCACGAGGAAAAAGGAAUCUAUCGAGUUCAUCAGUUCACCAAGGUAGAAAUGUUUUCGGUUUGUCGUCCCGAUCAAUCGGAAGCGACUCUAGAAGAGUUCCGUGAUUUAGAAAUUGAUAUGUUUAACGCAUUGGGGUUGCAUUUUCAACUGUUGGAUAUGCCAGCAUGUGAGCUAGGUGCUCCAGCCUACAGGAAGUAUGACAUUGAGGCGUGGAUGCCCGGUCGAGGUAUUUAUGGGGAAAUAUCCAGCUGUAGCGAUUGCACAGAUUAUCAGGCCAGACGAUUAGGUAUUCGAUACAAGUCGAACGCCGAUGGACAGCUUUACUACGCCCAUACGGUCAAUGGGACAGCAUGUGCGAUUCCACGGAUGCUAAUUGCUUUAUUGGAAAAUUUCCAAAACGAUGAUUACACCGUAACGAUUCCCGAACCUUUGCGACCCUUCAUGCGGGGCAAAGAUCACAUUCGAAGGAAAAAAGUGCUUCCCGAAUUGAAACUAACAAAACGGUUAGCCCAGGAAGAAAUAUGUUGAGCGCUUUAACAGCAUCAAGUAAAGUUGGCAAAAGUACAUGCCCAUUAGAACGGCAUUUAGGUUACUUGAAAUAGCACCAGUAAUAAAAUUGUUAUUAAAAAGUUAA
Molecule: messenger RNA, 1512 nt
Organism: Uranotaenia lowii
Lineage: Eukaryota; Metazoa; Arthropoda; Insecta; Diptera; Culicidae
Gene: SerRS-m
Product: serine--tRNA ligase, mitochondrial
Exons: 3
Coding region: 81-1406 (441 amino acids)
Biological process (GO): mitochondrial seryl-tRNA aminoacylation
Cellular component (GO): mitochondrion
Molecular function (GO): serine-tRNA ligase activity; tRNA binding; ATP binding
Source: RefSeq, a predicted model, not a curated record